AUGUCCGACAUGCAGCCUGAUCGUUCAUUAAGUUCUUCUGUUCAUAUCUAUCUAUCUAUCUAUCUAUCUACCUCAGUCUGUUCAUAUCUAUCUAUCUAUCUAUCUAUCUACCUCAGUCUGUUCAUAUCUAUCUAUCUAUCUAUCUAUCUAUCUAUCUAUCUAUCUAUCAGUCUGUUCUAUCUCAUCUAUUCAUCUAUCUAUCUAUCUAUCUAUUCAUCUAUCUAUCUAUCUACCUCAGUCUGUUCAUAUCUAUCUAUCUAUCUAUCUAUCUCAGUCUGUUCAUAUCUAUCUAUCUACCUCAGUCUGUUCAUAUCUAUCUAUCUAUCUAUCUAUCUAUCUAUCUCAGUCUGUUCAUAUCUAUCUAUCUAUGUAUCUACCUCAGUCUGUUCAUAUCUAUGUAUCUAUCUACCUCAGUCUGUUCAUAUAUAUAUAUCUAUCUAUCUACCUCAGUCUGUUCAUAUCUAUCUAUCUAUCUAUCUACCUCAGUCUGUUCAUAUCUAUCUAUCUAUCUACCUCAGUCUGUUCAUAUCUAUCUAUCUAUCUACCUCAGUCUGUUCAUAUCUAUCUAUCUAUCUAUCUAUCUAUCUAUCUAUCUAUCUAUCUCAGUCUGUUCAUAUCUAUCUAUCUAUCUAUCUACCUCAGUCUGUUCAUAUCUAUCUAUCUAUCUAUCUACCUCAGUCUGUUCAUAUCUAUCUAUCUAUCUAUCUAUCUAUGUCUGUUCAUAUCUAUCUAUCUAUCUACCUCAGUUUGUUCGUAUCUAUCUACCCCAGUCUGUUAAUAUUUAUCUAUCUACCCCAGUCUGUUCAUAUCUAUCUAUCUAUCUAUCUAUAG
Acanthosepion pharaonis is the source of this 831-nucleotide messenger RNA. Lineage: Eukaryota; Metazoa; Mollusca; Cephalopoda; Sepiida; Sepiidae. The record is from the annotation of a GenBank genome assembly.